CAUUAAAUUGAGACGUGGAUUUAAAUACACGUAUAUUAGAUAAUGAACACUUUAUUUAACCGCGCAGUUUAAAAUAGUGCAUUAAUCGAGGUGCGUUCACGUUCUAGGCUCUGAAAAUAUUAAAUUAAUUUUUGGAAUAAGGCAAGGCUGACACCAUGGCUCAACCGGUGUACGACAGCUGGUUUGUGCGUGUGAAUAACGUGUCUCAUCUGUGGAAUAACCAGCCCACUUAUAUUAUAUCCCAGGCCAUUUAUGUAGUUGGAGGACUUUUGACAUUGUUGCACGCUUUUAGCAAAGGAGGCAGAUGGCCAUAUUUCUGGGUUGGAAUAUUACUGCAUGGAAUCGUGGCGGAUAACUUUUGGACAAUUGUCGUGCCAGAGUUUGAUAACUUUUGGCAUUCGCAGACACCCAUAAUUUUCCUUGGAGGACGUUUACCUUUACACAUUAUAUUACUUUACCCUGUGUUUAUAUACAACGCAGCAUAUGCGGUAUCUAAGCUGAAUUUACCAAAAUAUGCUGAGCCAUUCGCAGUAGGACUGGUUACUGUGCUAAUAGAUAUACCAUAUGACAUCGUGGCUGUUAAAUUUGUACAUUGGGUGUGGCACGACACGGACCCUAACAUAUUCGAUCGCCAUUACUGGGUGCCAUGGAACUCAUAUUAUUUCCACGCUACAUUUGCUGCCAGCUUCUACUACUUGUUUCAUGCCACUAGGCGGUAUUUGGCGCCCAAGGUCUCUCAGUGGACGGCAGCUGGGUUGCGAUCGGAGUUCCUCUCACUGGUAAUAUCUUCGGCGAUGGGAAUGUUCGGUGGAGUGCUUCUGUUCGUGCCCAUCUACCACCCCCUUCACGAUAUGUACAAGAUUCACUCCGAGGUCACAUUCUUUCUCCUUUUUGCUAUAUAUUCAGUGUUUAUCUUGCAAGGACUGCUAAGUGACCGACCGAAAAAUAAAGACAGACUUACAGCAUUCGACUACCUACUUCUCCUGCAGCUGAUUGUACACUAUCUGGCUUAUUGGUGCUUUGUGAUGUUCAUGAACCCUGAGAAGGAAGUGUCCGUGGGCUUCCAUCAGCCUGUGGGGCCUUGUGGCGAAAAGGAGAGCUUAGUAACACCUUUCGGACAAACAUUAUAUAAAAAUAAAUUCCUCUGUGCGAGCAACUACGAUGAGAAAUACUACGACUUCCGCUGCGUCGGAGGCCAGAUUCCUCCAAAUGGUUCGAAAUGGUACACCAUAUGUGGAACGCCUUUCGAAAACCGCGCGGAGUACAUCACGGUAAUCAGCGCAAUACUGGUUGUGGCCUUUGGAGUUUUCCGUGCUUUAUACUUUAAGAACGUGGAAAUUCUACCUUUAAUAAAGAAAAAGAAAAAUUAGUAAUUUUAUAUUAAAUCUAUUAUGAAUUAAAAAGUAUUUAAUUUGA
This is a messenger RNA of Pieris brassicae (large cabbage white), 1416 nucleotides long. RefSeq lists its product as uncharacterized. The transcript is spliced from 8 exons. The record is from RefSeq and is a predicted model, not a curated record. The coding region runs from base 156 to 1370 and encodes 404 amino acids. Lineage: Eukaryota; Metazoa; Arthropoda; Insecta; Lepidoptera; Pieridae.